UAAAUCAAUGUCAAUGAAAAAUUCGUGUUUUUCUUUUCAAAAAUUAAAAGAUUAAAAAAUGGAGCAGCAAGAAGAAGAAAACGGAAAAUGCAACAUUUGCUAUUGCGUGUGCUGCAAGAAAAUAUUCCCACAACGUAUCCUCCUUCAGAUUAUGCUGGUCUUUUGUACAACAAUCAUGUACAGCCACCGUGUGUGCAUCAGUAUGGCCAUCGUCCACAUGACAAAUUGGGUAGAUAAUUCUACAAUUGAAGUGGUAUGUACAAGAAGUAAGGUCAACACUUCUGUAAAAUUCGAAAUAAACGACAUACAAUUCGAUUGGGAUGAAUCAAUCCAAAGUUACAUCCUGUUGAGUUUUUACAUCGGCUAUGUCAUUGGAAACACAUUUAUUGGAUUUCUAAUCGACAAAUUCGGCGGUAGAUGGUGUCUAUUCAUCGGAUCUUUAAUGUCUAGUGUUAUGACAUUAAUCGUACCCUUAUUAGCCUAUAACAUGCAUUGGGCUGUUUUAUGUGUGUCCAGAGCAAUUGCAGGUUUAGGCCAAACACCUUUAACAGCAUGCACAUCAUCACUAAUAUCCCGAUGGUUCUUGGAAGAUAAAAAAUCCGGAGCGGUUACAGUUGUACUAACCACUUAUACGCUAGGAGUGAUAAUUGGUAACGUCGCAAGUGGGUUCAUCAUGGAAUGGACAAAAACUUGGUGCUUUGUGUUUUACUUCUUUGGGACAAUCGGUGUAAUUUGGAAUGUGAUAUUCUUUUUCUAUGGAUAUUCAUAUCCGCAAGUGCAUCCACACAUCACACAAAAAGAACUAAAACUAUUGGAAGUUAUUCCUAAACCAGCAGAGAUGAAAAUACCACUUUGGCGUAUUCUAAGUGACGUAUCCGUGUGGAUGUUCUUCAUAGGUUUCAUGGGCAGUGAUUUCACUUUGUAUUUAAUAAUAACAAACAUGCCGAAAUAUUUCGUAUCCGUCUUGGGUUUAGACACAUCCUUAACCGGUGCGGUUCUAAUGGGACCACCAGUAGCUGGUGUCCUAGGAGGAAUCGUCUUUGGAUUCACAUCGAAUUGGAUCAUCAAGAAAAAAUACAUGAAAAAACUAACUUUCAGGAUGAUUUGUAGUGUCAUCGGACUUCCAAUCUCAUCAGCAUGUUUACUAGUAAUGGUUUAUACCCGAUGUCACGUGGUUAUGGCUUGUGUAUUGGUCUGUUUAUCAAUGUUUUAAAAUCUGGAUUCUACGCUGGUGCCGGCGCAAUGGCAGUGGAUUUAUCCAUCAACUAUGGCGGACUGUUGUAUGGAUAUUGUAAUGUUGCAGGCGGGUUGAGCGGUAUCGCCGCGCCCUACAUCGUUGGUAGUUUAGC
Messenger RNA from Dalotia coriaria, 1349 nucleotides. Its product is annotated as putative inorganic phosphate cotransporter. NCBI's taxonomy places the organism in Eukaryota, Metazoa, Arthropoda, Insecta, Coleoptera, Staphylinidae. Gene Ontology annotation, biological process: transmembrane transport; monoatomic anion transport. The record is from RefSeq and is a predicted model, not a curated record. The coding region runs from base 59 to 1213 and encodes 384 amino acids. Gene Ontology annotation, molecular function: transmembrane transporter activity. Gene Ontology annotation, cellular component: membrane. The transcript has a single exon.